Felis catus (domestic cat) is the source of this 11399-nucleotide messenger RNA. RefSeq names its product sperm associated antigen 17 (gene SPAG17). Gene Ontology annotation, cellular component: axonemal central apparatus. The record is from RefSeq and is a predicted model, not a curated record. The coding region runs from base 85 to 6762 and encodes 2225 amino acids. Lineage: Eukaryota; Metazoa; Chordata; Mammalia; Carnivora; Felidae. The transcript is spliced from 49 exons. Gene Ontology annotation, biological process: axonemal central apparatus assembly; epithelial cilium movement involved in extracellular fluid movement.
CGUGGCUUCGGUUACUAUGGCAGCGGGGACGCUUAGUGCGGGCCUGAGCCCAGUUUAGACGCCAAUGCCCCUCCUGUCCUUUGCAUGGCACCCAAGAAAGAGAAAGGUGGGACUCCAAGCACCAGUUCUAAGAUAUGGGAACCCUCGCUCAUCGCUGCACACUUCAAUCAGAAUGAUUGGAAGGGCUCCAUCGCUUUUGUAGUCGGAAACCGGAUUGAGGACGAUCUUCCCAUCCGAGCAUUGACUCUUGCCGUCCAGGUCCCUCAGCGCAAAUUCUUCAGUAUCGUAUCAUGGCAAGACAUUCUACAGCAGAUCAAUGAAUCAAAUGCCCUUCUUGGAACUACGUCUAAGAAAGCAAAGAAACCUGUAGGCAAUAGUGCUCCCUUAUAUUAUGAGGUGUUAACGGCAGCAAAGGCAAUUAUGGACAGUGGAGAGAAAUUAACCCUACCACUGAUAGGGAAACUCUUGAAAUUUCAGCUUCUCCAGAUUAAAUUUAAGGACCAGCAGAGACGGGAAAACGAAAAGAAGGUAAUAGAAGAUCGUUUCAAGAUAGAAAAGGAUAAAGGGAAAGCAAAAUCUCCCAAGGAGAAGAAGUCCUCAAGUGCCAAGGUUGCCAAAGGGAAGGGAAAGGAUCCUCCUGAGGCGAACACAGCAGUGAAGAAGACCACACAGCUAAAACGGAGAGGGGAAGACGAUGACGCUAAACCUUACAUUGACGAUGAGCCAGAUGAUGGUGCCCAACAUUACAUUAUAGUCGUGGGCUUCAACAAUCCUCAGCUAUUAGCGAUUAUGACUGAGCUUGGCAUUCCCAUAAGCAGCGUGAUUAAAAUAUCUUCAGAGAAUUAUGAGCCUCUGCAGACACACCUGGCAACAGUUAGCCAGCAGCAGGAAGUUCUUCUUCAGCCAGAAGACAUAAAGGCUGAAAAACUGAAGAAAGAGAAUGCCAUAAAAGAACUUGACAUUUUCUGGAAAUACCUGGAACCAAUCCUGAAUAAUGAGAAACCUGAAACAAAUCUCUUUGAUGUUGCUCGACUGGAGUACGUGGUCAAGGCAGAUGACUUUCCUUCUGACUGGGCAGACAGCGAGAUGAUGCUGGAAUUGGGUACUGAAAUUUUUGAAAAUGUUGCCUGUUUGAUGUAUGACACCCUGGAUUGGAAGAGGCAACACCAACACUAUUUGGAAAGCAUGCAGCUUAUAAAUAUUCCACAAGUGGUUAGUGAGAAACCUCUCUUGGAAGCCAUGUCAGUUACUGAGGCUCCACAACCUGUUGCUCCAACCCCUGGCAAGAAGAAAGCACAGUAUGAGGAACCCCAAGCCCCACCAUCAGUAGCUUUCGUCUUCACAACUGAAGUAGACAUGAGAUAUUACAAUGACUUGCUGAAUCCAAUUCCAGAAGAAUUCAUUUCUGUGCCCCUGAUACUGCACUGUAUGCUGGAACAGGUUGUGGCAACUGAAGAAGACCUUGUCCCACCCAGUCUGGUGGAGCCACCUCCCAGAACAGAUGGGUUGGACCACAGAAUCGCCGCUCAUAUUGUGUCCAUCCUGCCCUCUCUCUGUCUCACGGAGAGGGAGCAAAAGAAUCUCCAUGAAAUAUUCUUAUCCGAAGAAGAACAUGAAAGCAGAGCAGUGCCCAAAGGCCCUCUCCUAUUGAACUAUCAUGAUGCACAUGCCCACAAGAAGUACGCACUGAAGGACCAAAAGAAUUUUGACCCAGUUCAAAUUGAGCAGGAGAUGCAGUCCAAGUUGCCACUGUGGGAAUUCCUUAAAUUCCCUCUGCCCCCGCCAUGGAACAGCACUAAGCGUCUAGCUACAAUUCAUGAGCUCAUGCACUUCUGUACAAAUGAAGUCUUGAGCUGGAAUGAAGUAGAACGAGCCUUCAAAGUGUUUACUUUUGAGAGCCUGAAACUCUCUGAGGUUAAUGAAGAAGGCAUACUAAUGCCUUCUGAGAUGAUGUAUGGAACAGAUUCUGAGCUGUCCAACAUACCGUGGGACAACCCUGCCAGAUUUGCUAAACAGAUAAGGCAGAAAUACAUCAUGAAAAUGAAUACCCAAGAGGCCAAACACCAAACAGAUACUGAAGCCAAAGACAGAAUUUUAUUUGUGGAUCAGAAUUGGUCAAUGUUGGUGCAAGAGGAUGAGGUCAGUAAAGAACCUUCAGACCCUAGUCGGUCUGGUUCUAACAAAAUGAAGCAGUCUGACCCAAACAGCAAGGAACCCUUAGACUAUGAAAAUAUAGAGCUGUCAGAGCAGGAGACCAGCUUGAGGACUCGGUGCCAGUCUGCGCUGUCAGAACAGACCACGAACAAUGAGAUCAAAGAUGAAGCAGUCACAAAGGCUGAUCCUCUUGAAAAGAAACCCAAGAAGAUGACUGUGGAAGCAGACCUGGAGGACAUAAAGAAAACGCAACAACGCAGUUUAAUGGACUGGAGUUACACUGAACAUUUUAAACCGAAAGUUCUGCUUCAGGUUCUUCAAGAAGCCAGGCAGCAAUACAGGUGGAUUGAUUCUUACUACCAUACGCAAGACAACUCUCUACUUUUAGUCUUUCAUAAUCCAAUGAAUAGUCAACGUCUGCAUUGUGAAUAUUGGAAUAUUGCUCUUCACUCCAAUGUUGGAUUCAGGAAUUAUUUGGAACUUGUUGCAAACUCCAUUCAAGAUUGGAUCAUAAAAGAAGAAGCUAUAUAUCAGGAAUCUAAAAUGGCUGAGGAAAUCACUAGGACGAAGGCUGAGCUGGAAUUGAAAUAUUCUGCUACUACCAAAAUCACUUCUAACAAAAUGUAUUCUGUUAAAAAACCUAAAAGUAACAAAGGAAUGAGCAAAGGAGAGAUAGCGGAUCAAGAAAAAGAAAAAGAAAAAGAGAAGGAAAAGAUUCCUUUUAUUUUAGAAGGCUCUCUCAAGGCAUGGAAAGAAGAACAAGAUCGAUUAGCAGACGAAGAGCGCUUAAAGGAAGAAAGAAAAGCAGAAAAGAAGAGUAAGGAAACCGGUAGAAAGAAAGGCAAGGAAAAGGUAGAGAAAGAAGACAGUAAGCUUGUGAAGAGAAAAUCUUUUUUGAAGGAGAAACCUAAAGAAGACCAGCUGAAGAUCCCAGAAAUAACAGAGGAGCCCCCCCCGCAUCCCGAACCUGGGAUUGUUUAUCCGUUUUGUGGAUACAAUAUGGGAGAGAUACCCAUCCAAAUCUCUGGAACAAAUUCUUACCUGUAUCCUUCAGAUGGAGGGCAGAUUGAAGUAGAGAAGACAACAUUUGAAAAAGGGCCAACUUUUAUCAAAGCGACUGUGAAAAAGGACAAGCACACUUUUAUAAUUCAUUUAAAAGACCCUAAGAAAAUUGUGAAAAAGGAAAAAAAAGAAGAGGAUAGUUCUUUGGAAGAUGAGAAAGAAGAAAGAGAGGAAGAACAAAAGCUUGACACAGAAGAAUCAGAUGCAGAGAAUAAAGCUGUCAGCAAGUUUGGAUCUUUUUCGGCCACCUUAGAAAAUGGCAUCUGCCUCUCAAUAAGUUACUAUGGACCAAGUGGAAUGGCACCAGAGGAUAAGGAUCCUAAUUUGGACACAAUGUUGAAUAUCCCAUCAGCACUUACUGCAACAGUAAUUCCUGUCGUAGUGACUGUUCCUCAAGGCAAAGGAAAACCAAAAUCAAAAGGCAAAGAAAAACCCAGAGAAUCAAUUAAAGAAGAGGAACACCCAAAAGAAGAAGAGAAAAAGGACGAAGUGGAACCAGAACCUGUUUUACAAGAGACUCUUUAUGUUCCCACUUUCCAAAACCUAAAUGUGUCUUGCCCCAAUGGGCUCCUAGUGACCUUCAUUGGGCAAGAGUCUACAGAUGGGAAUGUUAUGGAUGAGGAACCCACUUGGGACAUCAUGGUCCGGCAGAGCUACCCCCAGAAGGUGAAGCACUAUGAGUACUAUAAGACGGUGAUGCCACCAGUGGAACAGGAGGCAUCAAGAGUUAUCACCAGGCAAGGCACUGUUGUCAAGUACAUGUUGGAUGGAUCCACACAGAUUCUCUUUGCCGAUGGUGCCGUGAGCAGUAGUCCUGAUUCAGGUUCUGUUUGUCCUCCUGGUGAAAUGCCAACAAGCCCUCACAGCGGCGACUUUAUGGACACGGCUUCUCAGCAUAAAUCAGAAAUUGUACCAUCUGAGAUUGUCAUCACAAAGAAAGGAAAAAGUCACAAAAAUCAGUCAUCAAUGGCACAUAAGAAUGAAAGCCAUGAACCUCACCCAGAGACGGUUCAAGCAGUAACUCCUGUAGACGUUCAUGUAGGCACCUGGUUUACAACCACACCUGAAGGAAAUCGGAUUGGCACCAGAGGACUGGAAAGAAUCGCAGACAUGACCCCAUUAUUAUUCUUUAAGGCCACAGAUCCUGUCAGUGGAACGGUCAUGAUAACUCGAGAAGACAGAGUGAUCAUUGUGGAAAAGAAAGAUGGUACUCGGAUAGUGGAUCAUGCUGAUGGUACCAGAAUCACAACCUUUUAUCAAGUUUAUGAAGACUGUAUUACUCCUCCGGAUGAUCAAGAAAUAACUGAAAGUCCUCAAACGGUCACCAGGCAGGUGAAGUGCAUGCGGAUCGAAAAUGCACACUUUGCCACUGUCAUCACCAACUGCGAGGACAGUAGCUGCUGUGCCACCUUUGCGGACGGGACGUCUAUUAUCGCAAAACCACAGGGAACGUAUCAGGUGUUACCUCCCAACACAGGCUGCCUUCACAUUGAUCGGGAUUGUUCAGCUACAUAUUGCCAUGAACCAAGCAGUGAUAUAUACCAUCCUUUCCAAAAACGUGAGCAGCUAAGAGCUAGCAGGUACAUCAUGAAGCACACAUCAGAGAUUAUCUGUGAGGUCCUGGAUCCUGAGGGAAAUACCUUUCAGGUAAUGGCUGAUGGUAGUGUAUCAACUAUGCUAUGUGAAAACAAUUUGGAAGAUGAUCCAAAUGAAAAAACUGAAGGCUAUGAUAGUUUAUCAUCUACUCAUGUUUAUAAGAAUCAUCUGCAAAUCUAUGGUGAACAUGUACCCAGGUUUUUUGUCAUUUAUGCUGAUGGAUCAGGAGCAGAACUUCUUCGAGACAGUGACAUAGAAGAAUACCUAUCCUUGGCAUACGGGGAAUCAACUACUGUAGUUCUCCAGGAGCCAAUACAAGAACAGCCAGGUGCCCUGAGCAUCACUGUCCUUCGCCCUUUCUGUGAAGCAUCACCAUGGCUAAUGAAGAAAGAAUUAGAUACAAUUGUUCCUCCGAAUCUCCAGUCAAGGUCAUGGGAGAUGUUUCCCUCAGUCGAGAAGAAGACUCCUGGACCUCCAUUUGGCACUCAGAUUUGGAAGGGCCUUGACAUUGGGUCCAAACAGCUAGCAAGUGCGCCGGCCCCUAUACUCAAGAGCCCCAGUGUUCUACAGAUGCGCCAGUUCACCCAGCACGAGGUCAUAAAAGAGGAGGUGAAGCAAAAGCUGCAAAUUUCCCUUAAGGAUUAUAUAAACCAUAUUCUAAAGAAAGAAGAUGAGCUACAGGAAAUGACGGUUAAGGAUUCCAGAACCGAGGAGGAAAGAGGCAAUGCUGCAGAUCUCCUCAAGCUCGUCAUGUCGUUCCCUAAAAUGGAAGAAACUACAAAAAGUCAUGUAACUGAAGUUGCAGCCCACCUAACCGAUUUAUUCAAGCAAUCAUUGCCUGCCGCUCCGGAAUGUCUGCCAGAGACAACUGAUACAGAUUUCUUUGAAAGGAAAUGGAGGCAAACAACAAAAGGAAAGCACUGGAAAGAAAAGUUGGAACAUAAGAGGAAGGAUAUUGAAACCACACAAAAUUACCUAAUGGAAAUUAGGAACAAAGUAAUAUCACCCUACUUCAACUUGGAAAUGAGCAAGUUAUGUCAGUCUAAGUUUCAUUAUCUGGAUACGCUUUCCAAAAACUUGCCUCCUUUUCCAAAGACAGCGGAAGCUGCAGACGAAACAGCUGUUCAGAAAACAUCCGAUCUUCCUCCAGGUUCCCAGCCAGAAACAGUUUCAGGACAGGAGUCCCCACAAACACCGAGUGUUCCAAAACUCAAGAGUUUUGUAGAUGCCAAGGAGUCUGCUGACCAGAACCAAACUGAAAAUUUGGCAAAACCUAUUGCAGAAGCAGAGUCCCGUGAGCCUGUGAAAAUCCCCACCCAGUCGUUGCUGCAGGAUGUUGCGGGGCAAGCAAGGAAAGAAAAAGUGAAGUUACCUCACUACCUGCUGAGCUCCAAGCCCAAGUCCCAGCCUCUCACAAAGGUGCAAGAUUUGGUUGGAGGCAAAGUGAAAACGUCCUCUGUUGCGUCUGCUGCCAUUAAUAACGUGAACUCAUCCCCUUUUGGAUUCCACCUUCUCCCACCAUCAGUGAAGUUUGGAGUCCUAAAAGAGGGACACACCUAUGCGGCCACUGUGAAGCUCAAGAAUGUUGGAGUGGACUUUUGCAGGUUUAGGGUGAAGCAGCCCCCACCCAGCACAGGACUGAAAGUGACUUAUAAACCCGGUCCCGUGGCAGCGGGUCUGCAGACGGAACUGAAAGUGGAGUUAUUUGCCAUGGCUGUUGGAGAAGAAGGUGCCAGGGGAUCAACACACAUCUCGCACAAUAUUGAGAUUAUGACUGAGCAUGACGUCCUGUUCUUACCCGUGGAAGCAACAGUUUUAACAAGCAGCAAUUAUGAUAAGAGACCAAAAGAUUUUCCUCAGGGAAAAGAAAAUCCCAUGGUCCAGAGGACUUCUACGAUUUCUUCUUCUGCACUUGGAGUCUUCAUGUCCCGUAAAAUUUCUCCACGUUAGGUCCGGGAAGCCACAGCAGAAAAGAAGAUAGUCACUGACGAGAGAGUCAAACUCUGACCUACAGUACCAAGAUGACCUACAAUGAAUUCAUAUUCCUCGAUGCGUAACUCACACUCAUGUGUGACCUGUCACAGCUACUUGUAAGGCACUAGGCAUCUCCAACCCUCUGAUAUGCUGGAAAUAUUCCUAGUGUUUCCCUUAAGAUCAGAAACCCCGAUUUAGUACCUAUGCCAAGCAGUAAGAAAUUAUUAGCAACAUCGUUGAGUGCCAAUUUGAGGCCUCAUCACUUGCCUCAAAUUAUAAAUAUGGCAAGAGACUAACAUAAACAUAUCCCUGUUCUUCUAUUGCUACUAUCUUGAUGGAAUAAAAGGAACACAGAAUUAAGAGUCAUGAAAAUGGGUCAAUUCAAAUAUGAAUUCUCUAAAUAUAUCUCUUUGUUAGUUUUUUAACUCUUUGGUAUUGGCUGAUGAGUUUGUAUUUUGUCUUCCUAACAGUGUUUCAAGGUGUUGGAUCUGUCUCUAUUCCCGGUCUCUGCUGUAACAGCUGGAGACUGAGGGGGCAGAGAUACAAGAGUACACUCUUAAACUCCUACAAACACACUCUUCUCAAUUACACAUUAAGAGCAAUUUUACAUAUUUAAAAAUAGUCUAAUAAACAUAUUUCCUUUGUUUCUUACUUCCCUCUGGAUAUGCCCUGAUGUUUCCAUUUGUUUCUAGAGACCCAGGAAAAUAAAGGCACUAUUCCAGACGAUGCUGUUAGGAGGACAAAACCAAAUCCUUUUGCUUACACUAAACAGUUAAACAGACACAACGAAUGAGGCCAGCUGACCACUCAGUACUGGGCUCUCAGCAAACAGACCAGAACCAGAGCUACUGCAGCCUGGAGGCUUAUGCUACUAAGCAUCCCUGAGCAGUGCUCCGCCUCAUUACUUAAAGAGAUGGGCCACCAUGACCCUUGUUUAAGGACAAGACUGAUUCCACAGCAUAAGAAAUAAUUUAUGUCACACAGAAGUGAAAUCCUGUAACCAUCUCUGAGUCUCAAACAUCGGAGUUCCUAAUUCCAGUGUGGACACCAUCAGUUAAAGUAGCACCGGGGCAGUCAGGCCGAGUAGACACGGUACUCUUUGGAAAGCAGGUUACCUGAGCAGAAAGAAGAGGCACCUGCACAGAAGUUCAAUAUCAGAGCCCAGCUGGAUGAAUUCGUUAAAGAGCUUCAGGACGUCUGGGACGUAAGAGAAAGGCAGCACAAGCAGAGACUCUUCCAGCUCGCUGAAGACAAAGAGAAUAAAACGCUAAAAAUGCCACAUUUCUUAACCUGCUCAAUUUUAAAACUUCUACUGAUUUUUCUAUGAUUUUAUGUUUGAGUAGAUCUUACCCAUUCAGAGUUAAAUUUAAUAUUCAUUUAUAUUCCGGAUGGUUCCCUCUUUUCCAUGUUUUGUUUUUUACAUUUAAUAUUUUAAUCUAUUUGAUGCAUUCUGGUCCAUGGCACGAUAGGAGAAUCUAACUGUUUUUCCAGAUUAACUAAUUUCUCCAAAGUCUUUUGUUGAAUGUUCCGCCUUUACAUUAUGAUACUUCUUUUACCAUGUAUUGAAUCUUCACAUUUUAGACUCUCUUUCAGGGCUUUCAAGUUGGUCCUCAUGACUGACUGAUUCUGACAACAAUCCUGUAGUGUUUUAGUUCUGCUAAUUUUAUAGCUUUUUAAUCCAGGAGAAUCUAACUCUCUCUUGCUAUUCUUCUGGUUUGUUUUACUUUUUUUGAACUAGUUCUAAUAUCAUUUCAUCAAUUCCAAUUCCAAAUCUCAAGAGGACUUCAACUAGAGUCACCAACCUGUAAAUUAGUUUUUUUAAAAAAACAAGUAAAUCUUUAGAACACAGAAUCUUCCCUUCUAGGAAUGUGUAACACUUCCAUUCAUUUAAAUUUUCUUUUACGUUUCUCUAGUGAAGUUUCGUCAUUAUCCUCAGGUCUGUUACUUCUUGUUGUAAGGGACAGAUUCAGAUAUUGAGAAUUGUUAUGACCUAUCUAUCAGUAGGUCAAACUCAUAAAUAAAACCCAAAGGUAAAUCACAAACAAGAAACAUGAUCCUAAAAAUACAGAACAAGAGAUAUAAAGAAUUUUUAGAAACCAAUGAGAAAUUACUGAAGAGUACAAGAAAGGGAAACUAAAAAUUCACAGGAAAAAAAGACAAAGGCCAACAAAUUCAUUAAUAAUUGAAAGAAAUUAACAUAAUACAAUACUACCUUUUGCCUCUGAAACUGGCAAAGAAUUUUUCAAAGCCUGGUAAAAAGUCAUUACAAGCAUUCUGGAAAGUAAUUCCGCAACACAGACCUUUAAGGAGCUCAUGCCCAUUGAUCAGUUAUUGUUAUGCUAGGAUUCUUAUCUUAAAAAACAACAACGAAGAUUUCUAUGUAAAGGUGUUCACAGAAGCACUACUGCUAACAGCAAAAAUCAAAAGCAAAUCCAAUAGUAAUUAUCCAUGCAAUGAGCGUUUUGAUAUAACGCAACGAAUUUAUUUUUGAAGAAUAUUGGUAACAUGAGCAAACGCUCAGGAAAUAUUCUGUGCAAAAGGACAGGAUACAACAUUAUAUACAGCAGGAUUCCAAUAAAAAUAAGCCAUCGGAAACACACAAUCAGAAAAGGUUACCAGUUGGUACUUGUGACUGAUGAUAGAUGCUUUCAUUACCCUCAAUGUGCAGUAGCACUACCCUUCGUUUGUCCCUAAAAUUUCCCUUCAUAGUUUAGGAGGAGACUCCUGGCUCUGCCUCAAAAAGAGCCUUAUAAUGUAUUAUUUUCCACCAAAAUGCUGACAUAGUUCAACUUACAUGGAAAAUAAUCAUCAGUUAUAACUCCUGUUUAUCUCAUGGUCAGACAGGCAGUCAGUAAAUGUUAGCUGACAAACUGUAACCGUACACUGGGACUCACCUCGACUUGAUUCCUUUAAAAAUCUCCAACACAUAAGCUGAAGGCUGUAAAGGAAGCACAGCAGCCUUAGUGAUGCCCUGGGUUGGUUUCUACGGAGGCUCCCUCAUUCCCAUCUCCUAAACACCAGGGAUCCCGCUCACAUGACAAACGGGGCUCUUAAGAGGGCAAUGCAUGUGCGGGCUUAGAGUCUGUCACAUUUGGGUUCGCAGUCCAGCUCUGCCACUCCCCAACUGUGUUACCUUCUAUCUGUGAGUCAGGCCAGUUUCCUAGCAGUAAAAUGAGGCUGCCCUGACUCACAGGAUGAGUGCGACGAAUGACACGUGCAUGGAACAUACUGCAGACUGCUUGAUGUGCACACGCUGUCCCAUUUCUCCCUCCUCCUCUAUCUGACUGACGUAUGCCAACUUUUCCUCCGGAAACCUCAAUUUCCAAGUUCAUUUACAUGGACAGAAUCUGCAACAGGGCUUUGGAAACUGGACAAAUAAGCACUAGAAAAUACAAGAAUGCCAUCCAGUCCAACCAAAAAGGAUGGCUUGGAAGUUACGCUAAAAUGGUCCUUUUGAAAUACUCAACACCACGGAAGACAAAAGAAAGUUUUAACGGCAAAGUAUUCCCCAAUACAUCCAGCCUCAAAUCAUGCUUCUUGAGGGGCGCCUGGGUGGCUCAGUCAGUUAAGAGUCCAACUCUGAUCGUGGCUCAGGUCAUGAUCUCACAGUCCAUGGGAUCGAGCCCUGUGUCAGGCUCCGGGCUGACGAGUAAGGAGCCUGCUUGGGAUUCUCUCUUCUCUCUCUCCACCCUUCCCCCACUUACACUCCUCUCUUUCUCUCAAAAUAAACAAACAUUAAAAAAAAAAAAAAUCAUGCCUCCUCACUUCCUACUUUGCCUCUCUUGUCCCUGAAAGGAACCUCUGAGUAACCAGGGGGAAGCUGUUAGACACUCUACUCACAGAGAUGUUGCCAUAGGCCAUCAGGAUGGGGUUGAUGGGAAGAGGAACCUAUGAAGAAAUUAUUAAAUCACAUCAUUAAAAACCAAGACUUGGAUGGUGCCUGUCAUAGGCAGGGCGACAAUCGUACUCUAGUUUUGAAAAGGGAAACCCUACAAAUUGAAAGAAUAUAAAACAAUGACCAGGCCUUUUAGUUUUAAUAGUGCUGAGAAUGAGUUGGGACAAUAUUUUAUCUGGAAAUCUGGAAUGGUUACAGUGCCUCUGCAACCAAAGCAGGAGCAGGAGUUUCUACCCAAUAUAAUGGUCACCUCAGUCUGGAAUUUCCUCUCUUUUGCUUUCCAUUAAAACCAAGCUUCCCUCCUCCUAGGCCCUCAACUCCUUCUUUCUAAUACUUGAAAUAGGAAAGACUCUAUUACAGUCCAGCUGUAAUAGAGAUCUAUUUGCAGAUCUGAGUCAAGAACGUCCUAAAAUGAUGGUUUUCAUCUCAGGAAUUCCAUUUAGACACGUUUCUGAGAGUGUAACUUCAUGGACUAUCUCACCUCUUUCCCUGCAGCUUUACAAAUGGCUUUGUGUUCCUUCAUUUUUGCAGUUUCCUCUCGGUAUAGCUCGACAGCCUCCAUGAUCCUCUCAGCCUACACAGAUGGCGACAAAGGACAGACAUCAUUGCCACACGCCCCAUCGUCCCGGAACACUGCAACCAGAAGACCUGACUAGAGAACUACUAGAUAACUUGAAUCCGUGUAAUAAACACGUGUCAGUAGAGUGCCAGACAGCCA